Molecule: messenger RNA, 3381 nt
Organism: Danio rerio (zebrafish)
Lineage: Eukaryota; Metazoa; Chordata; Actinopteri; Cypriniformes; Danionidae
Source: RefSeq, a predicted model, not a curated record
UCGGGGCAUCACGACGUCACACAGUCAGACAGAUCACAGCGAGUCGUUGGAUCACGGCGAGCGUUUCAAACUUUCAAUGGCUUGCGAUUUAACGCAUCGAUUCCGCGGCCGCCCCGCGGUACACACGAGCAGAUAAACGGCAGCUUUAUUUUGUCGUGAGACUGAAUCGUUCCUACGCAGUGACCUUUCGGAGCGCGAAUGCAGAAUAUCGCGUAGGAGUCGCAGUGCGCGCAGUGACGGUUUUGCUUUCUGCCUGUUUUCCUUCGUCGCUAAAUGGAGUCUCGGGUGGAAUUUAGUCGUGAGGAGAUCAACAGUACGGUAUGGGAAGUCCCGGCAAAGUACGUUUGCUUAAAGCAGAUUGGAACGGGAGCGUAUGGCAGCGUUUGCUCGUCCAUCAACAACAAAACCAAAGAGAAGGUGGCCAUCAAGAAGCUGCACCGACCAUUUCAGUCGGAGAUCUUUGCGAAGAGAGCAUACCGUGAAUUGAGACUGCUCAAGCAUAUGAAACAUGAAAAUGUAAUAGGCUUACUAGACGUCUUCACUCCUGCCACCAGACUGGACGAAUUCCAAGACUUCUACCUGGUGAUGCCGUACAUGUACACCGAUCUCUCUAAAGUCAAGGGCCUUCUUACAGAAGAUCGUAUCCAGUUCUUGGUCUAUCAGAUGCUGUGUGGACUAAAGUACAUUCAUGGCGCUGGCAUCAUUCACAGAGACCUCAAACCAGGAAACUUGGCUGUGAAUCAAGACUGCGAGCUGAAGAUCUUGGAUUUUGGCCUGGCGCGUCAUACAGAUGCUGAGAUGACGGGUUAUGUGGUGACACGGUGGUAUCGAGCCCCGGAGGUCAUUCUGAACUGGAUGCACUACACGCAGACAGUGGAUAUCUGGUCUGUUGGGUGCAUCAUGGGUGAAAUGUUCAAUGGAAAAACACUCUUUAAAGGAAAAGACUACAUGGAUCAGCUGACUCAGAUAAUGAAAGUUGCAGGAACACCAGGCCCAGAAUUCGUGGAGAAGCUGGAAAGCCCAGAGGCAAAGAGUUAUGUCAGAUCCCUGCCCCACUACCCACACAGAGAUUUCUCCACAUUGUUUCCCAGAGCUAGUAAAAAAGCGGUAGAGCUGCUUGAGAAGAUGCUGGUGUUAGAUGCUGAUGCCCGUCUCACUGCUAGUGGUGCGUUGGCACACAGUUAUUUUGAUGGUCUAAGAGAUCCAGAUGACUGGCCGGAGCCUACUGCAUAUGAUGACAGCUACGACAAUGCCACAUUGCCCUUGGAAGAGUGGAAACGUUUAUCGUUUAAAGAAGUGAGAAGCUUUGUUCCUUUCCCAAGAAGGGACUCAAAGAGAAGAAACACACUCACGAUGUCCUAGUGAUAGUGGGUCUGAUGCAGACACCGUACUGUAAUGUUAUUAUACAAUUUAGUUUCUGCCUUGGAACAAUUUUUCUUCCUUAUUCACUCCUAAAUGUAAAAGUACAGUUAAAAGUCAAAAUUAUUAGUCCUCCUGUGAAAUUUCUUUCCCCCAAUUAUUUCCCAAAAUGAGAGCAAGGAAUUUUUCACAGUAUUUCCUUUAAUAUUUUUUCUUCUGGAGAAAGUCUUAUUUGUUUUAUUUUGGCUAGAAUAAAAGCAGUUUUAAAUUUUUUUUUUAAAUUUUAAGGUCAAAAUUAUUAGACAUAUUAAGCUUUUUUUUUUUUUCAGAUUGUUUACAGAACCAACCAUCGUUAUUCUUUAGCCCCUUUCACACAGUGAUACCGGUAAAAAUCCAGAAAAUUUCCGGAUCAACUUUACGGGUAGAUUUAAAAAAGCUCUGUUCAUACAGGCAAGGACAUUGCGGAAUUUUUCCGGAAAAGACUGUUUACAGAUCCAUUCCAAAAUGCUGGUAAAUUCUGACAUCAUUAACCAGAAAUGACUAAUAAUCGACCGCUCUUGUAUUUGUAAACAUUAAACUACAUUACAAACUCUGUGGAUGGAUUAGUAUUGUAAACAAUAUAUAAAUAAAACCUAUGGAGGAACACUGAAUAUUAUGUACACAUAUUAUGUACAUCUUGAUAUGUGACAAAGGCUUUUAUUUUCAUAAACCGUGCGGACGUCAAUGUGUCUGAGUGUUCUGAUUGGCUAAAAUAGAUGUCCUGGGUCUGCGCGUAUUAGACGUGAACGCGUUAUUUCCAGCAAUCUUCCUUCUGCGUUCACACAGCGCAGCAUUCCGGCAAAUUACUGGUAAUGUUACAACUUCUCUUUGCCGGAAAAUUGCCGGAACGAAUUUACCGGUAUUUUUAAAAAAGGCCUGUUCACACAAGCACACUUUUUCGGAAAAUUGACGGUAAUUUUCCGUAAAGGUCUGUAUGUGUAAAAGGGGCUAAUAACUUGCCUAAUUAACCUAGUUAAGCCUUUAAAUGUCACUAAGUGAAUACUAGUAUCUUGAAAAAUAUCUAGUGACAUAUUAUGUGCUGUCAUCAUAGCAAAGAUAAAAUAAAUCCGUUAUUAGAAAUGAGUUAUUAAAACUUUUAUGUUUAUAAAUGUUGAAAAAAUCUUCCUUUUAAACAGAAAUUGGGGAACAAAAAAAGGGGAGCUACUAAAUCAGGAGGGCUAAUAAUUCUGACUUUAACUGUAUAUGAAUAGCAGUAUUUUGUACAAUAACCAGUGCUUCAGGAAUACACUCUUAAAAACAAAGGUCCUGUAAAACAGCAGUUCCCAACAGAGGGGGCCUCAGCAAGCUCUGUGGCGGGUCGCGUCAUAUUUUAAAAACGUUUUUUUAGCAGUGGACAAUUGGGAGAACGAUCAUGUUGCCUUAGUUCAUUUUAUCCCCUGGCUUGCCAAAAAAUAGACAAAUUUGUUAUUCGUCCUCAACAAGAAAGACAGAGUCUCACUGAUUCGCCUUCAGCAACUAAUAGUAAUGACCCAGUUGAGGAAGCUCCAGACAUUUCGGGUCGCAGUGCUAGCAAUACUGGAAACAUGAAAUCCAGGACAUACCAAGAUAGUUACCUGAACUAUGGUUUAUUCCAUUUUCUCGAAGCAGAGUCUUUGACCCAGCCACAGUGCAUUAUCUGCGUCAAAGUUCUUUCUAACAAAUGCAUAAGGCUUUCUAAAUUACUAAGAGAUUUGCAGACAAAUCAACCCCAAUUACCCAAGUUGUACCCAAUACAAACGGCCUACUGAUGUUUUUGUUUUCAUAUUUUACAUUAGGCCAUUAUUUGUGCAUAAACAUAUCUGGAUAUAGUAAUAAACAUGCCGUUUGAUUGAAAACAACCUUAUUUUUGUCAUAUCUACUGCAAACUUACAGUUGAAGUCAGAAUUAUUAGCCCCCCUUUUGAAUUUGCUUUUCUUCUUUAAAUAUUUCCCAAUUGACGUUUAAUAGAGCAAGGAAAUUUUCACAGUAUGUCUGAUAAUAUUU